Molecule: messenger RNA, 2306 nt
Organism: Tribolium castaneum (red flour beetle)
Lineage: Eukaryota; Metazoa; Arthropoda; Insecta; Coleoptera; Tenebrionidae
Exons: 3
Coding region: 155-1015 (286 amino acids)
Biological process (GO): protein depalmitoylation
Cellular component (GO): plasma membrane; endosome membrane
Molecular function (GO): palmitoyl-(protein) hydrolase activity
Source: RefSeq, a predicted model, not a curated record
ACGAGUCUUGCGAAUGUUGGUGGUUGUGUACAAGCCUUUAAAAUGGCGUUGUCAACAAUGAGCACCUAGGUUUCUUAGAUUAAUUGCUGUAUAAACAGUUAUUAUAUUAGUUUUAAAAGUUAAUUUAGUUUAGUUAGAGUUGUAUUAAUUAAAAAUGAAUGGUUUGAGUUUUAGUGAGUUGUGUUGUCUGUUUUGUUGUCCUCCUUGUCCGAGCAGAAUAGCAGCAAAAUUGGCAUUUCUACCCCCAGAACCAACCUACGAAUUUGUCUCCGACGAGAAUGGAAAGUGCAGUUUCACGUUAACCGAUCGCGCAGAAUGGCAAUACUCAGAAAGAGAAAAAGAAAACGUCGAGGGAUUUUUCACGAGGACGAACCGCGGGAACCGAAUCGCCUGUCUGUUUGUUAGAUGUAGUAAUACUGCCAGAUUCACAAUCCUGUUUUCUCACGGAAACGCCGUCGAUCUCGGACAAAUGAGCAGUUUUUACCUAGGACUGGGCUCAAGAAUCAACUGCAACAUAUUUAGUUACGACUAUUCGGGGUAUGGGGUCAGUGCCGGGAAGCCCUCCGAGAAGAACCUCUACGCCGACAUCGACGCGGCCUGGCAGGCGCUGCGCACCCGGUACGGGAUCAGCCCCGAAAACAUCAUCCUUUACGGUCAAAGCAUCGGCACGGUCCCGACUGUGGACCUUGCCGCCAGGUACGAGGUUGGGGCUGUCAUCCUGCAUUCGCCUCUGAUGUCUGGAAUGAGAGUGGCCUUCCCCAAUACCAAGAGGACCUGGUUUUUCGAUGCCUUUCCCAGUAUUGAUAAAGUUCCCAAAGUCAUGUCGCCAACUUUAGUUAUUCAUGGUACUGAAGACGAAGUUAUAGACUUUUCCCAUGGGCUUACCAUUUUUGAGAAGUGCCCAAGAGCUGUCGAACCUUUAUGGGUGGAGGGCGCAGGCCACAACGACGUGGAGUUAUAUAACGUGUACCUGGAAAGACUAAAACAAUUCGUAAAUGUGGAGUUAAUCAACUGACAGCUGCUGGGCGCGGAUGACUGCACGUUUAGUUCAGGAACCUCAAGUUCGGUGGAGGAGAAACUGCUCUAGCCCGGGGCAGCGGACUUGGUCAGCCGCCAGUCCGCAACGCCUCUGUACUGCCCUUCACCACACCUCGCCCUGCGCGCGCUUUCCGGCAUUCUGGCGCGAGCCGAACGUCAAUGCAACAGCGCUCGCAGUUCGCCACAUUCCCGCCAAGUGGCAGCGGCGCCACCAUCCAAAGCGCACUCUCUGCCAGCUUGCAACAGUGUGCCACCAGUAUGCCUUACUGCAUGCCGCUGUAUGGUUCUCGAAACUACUUGCUAGCAUGAGUGUACAUACGAUGUGGACUUUUAAUUAAAUAAUCGGACAAUCUUUCAAGUGAUGCAAUAUUAAAUGUAGUACCCAUCAACGUAACUCUCAGUGUAAUUAUACAGUGUGGACUCUUUCUAUGAUGAUAUAAAUAUAAUGAAAAAAGUGUUUCUUUUGGUGCAUCGGGCUAAUGUUUAUAUUCCUCUCAUUACUGUUGUUUUUUAUAUGACUGGAUGCUCGGAUAACAUACAAAUGUCCACCAAACAUCAAAAUUAACUGUACAAAACUCACUUUUUUAAUACUUCAAACCCAAUGUGUAGGGUAGUUGAACCAGUGAGAUUCAAGUUCAUAUCGCUGCGUUCUGUUCACUGAAGUUGUUCAGUUGUUUUGUGGACAUGCUGUAUUUUAUUAUUAUUUAUUGCCCUAUUAUUUGUGUUCAAUAAAAUAUCAAGUCGUUCAACAUAUAUUUAAGACAGGUGGACUAGUUGCUAGGUGGGGUACUCACUAGUUCGCCAUUGCUCUGAUUAUUUUAUUGUAACAUAAACUAAAAAUACUUUUUAAUACAUUUUUAUUAACUAUGGUAAAUAAUUUUGUAAGUAUCGUGUUUGAUUUGUUUUAUGUAAUAGUCAAUUCGUUGAAACAAGCUUUAAAUCAUCAACAGCACAACACUACCGAAAAUUACAUGAAGCAACUCACACAUGAGAAUAUAGGCAAUUUUUUAUAAAAGGAAAAUACUUGGAUUAUAUUAUUUAAAUAUGUGAUUUUUUGUGAAAUUAGUAACCUUUGAUACAUAUCAUUUCGAAUUGAUUUUGCAUUUAUAAGCGUAAAGUAUGUAAGGCGACGUUUUUUAAGUUUUUGUAUUCGUUCUGUUGAUGAGUGCAAAAUUUUAGCUGAGUUGUCAAUUGUCCCCAAACAUCUUUGCAACUUUUGAUUUCCGAAAAAUUAAAAUAAAUAUAUGAAAACAGUAUUUAUACGAUCA